UGGUUGCUGAGAGGCAGUUGGGUCCGCGGCGUGAUUGGUGAAUCGGAAUGUGUGGCCGCUACUAACGUAGGGCGCGGGGUGUUGAGUGGCGAGCGGCGCUUGGCGGGUCCGCGUGUGAGGAAAGGGCGGGAAUCGCUGCAGUGUGGGGGCUCACGCAAACUGCCUUCUCUGUAAAGCAGCUAGUGUAAUCAAACGCUGGAAUAGAUCCUGGUUUGUUGAUCGUCAAAAUCCACAGAAGAAAAGUACAGCUUUAAAAAACAUCUUCACGAAAGGGAGUUUUGUUUUGUUUUGUUUUUUCUUUUUUUCUUUUUAAUGUUUUAGAACAAAUUGAAGUAGAAGUUAGUUUCCUUGAAUGGAUUAGACAUUUACAAACCAAAGACUUGUGAAAUUUCACCAUUUCAAUAGAAGAACAUUAACUUUUCUCCACGUAGAUGGGACACAAGAAGGUCAAAGAUUUCUCACAUCCCUCAGCUUUAACUCUCUUCUCAUCCUUUUUUCACCAUACCUUGGUAUAGUGAUUUUAAUUAGUGGUCAUGGCGUUAGCUGAUUCGAUGCAGAGUUGAAGUCUUCCUUCAAACCUUUUGUCUGUGGAUGAUGCUGUUGAUGGGAGCAGUGCGGUGCCAUGGAGACUUGUGACUGAGCUCUGUAGGAAGAGAGAAUCUGGAUCUCAGUGCCUAUAAUUCUCAGCAUUUUCAGCAGCUUUGUGUUUCUUAAAUCACUGGCUUGUUUCCCCUUAGGUUGCAGCUAAUUUGUUGGUUUGGUAAUCGUGUGUUUGUGAGAGACAUUUAGUUCAAAUACGCCAAGGGAAAACGGCCUGUUGAUUUUAAAACACUUCUCCUUGUUUACCUUGGUCCCUCUUGGACUUUGGAUUCUCUGGCAUAGUUAAAUGGAUUAUUUUUUCCUAGCUUAGUUUGUGAAAGAGCUCCAGGAGAUGAGCAGUGAGUCAUCCUGUGCACUCAGGACAGACUGAUACACGCUGAGGAUGUGCUGAGCCAGAACUAGGAGAAAAUGGAGCAAAUCCAGUGUGUGUGAUGCUUCUACCAACCAGGAGGGUUUCUUUUUUUGUUUUCAGAACUGUUAUUUUGGAGCACAUCACGAAGCGGAUCCAGGUCUGCCUGGUUUGGAGCAGCCAGGAGGAGUAUGAUUGAUAGAACUGUAUAUAUGGUUAAAAAUAAAGACCAUCAUCUUGGGUUCUGAAUGACACAUCAGCUGUAAAUUUGGAUUAUUUGUUUGUUUGUUUGUUUGUUUGCUUUCAGUGUGGAUCAGAUGACAUGACUGCCUGAAGUGAUCCCUCAGGGAAGUAAUUCCUCACAAAAGAGAAUAAAAUGAGCCCUGCGUAUGGUUAAAUUACUCCAUUCCAACCCCGCCUGCUCAGUCCGUGAGAGGAGGAGAGGAAGGGAACUGUUGCAAGCCUGUUGCCAUGGGCACGCGGCUGCAGGCUGCUCGUGUGGCUGGGAUCCUGCCGCAUCUGCACUGCACGAAUUGACCUGAGUUUGGAGGAUGAAGUCCAACCCAAAGCAUAUGGUUCCCCCAGUGAGCAGGGACAGAAUAAUCUCCCAGUUUCCUAAGUGGUACACUCCUGAGGCCUGUCUGCAGUUCAAAGACCACUUCCAUGCACAGCUCAGGACUGCCUGUCAGCAGAGCACCGGAACAGCUGGGCUGAAAAUAUCCAAAGUGGUUGUGGUAGGAGACGUCUAUGUUGGGAAAACAAGCCUCAUCCACAGGUUCUGUAAAGAUCAUUUUGAACGAGAUUACAAGGCGACCAUCGGGGUGGAUUUUGAAAUUGAACGUUUUGAAAUAGUUGGAAUACCAUAUAAUCUCCAGAUAUGGGACACAGCAGGUCAGGAAAAGUUCAAGUGCAUUGCAUCUGCUUAUUACCGAGGAGCAGAGGUUAUAAUAACAGUGUUUGAUCUAGCUAAUAUCCAGACUUUGGAUCACACCAAACAGUGGCUGGAAGAUGCUUUGAGGGAAAAUGAGCCAAAUUCCAUCUUCAUCUUUCUGGUUGGAACAAAAAAAGAUUUGGUGUCAGAUGCUGUUUGUGAAAGGACAGAGCUGGAUGCUAUCCGCUUUGCCAAUGACAUGCAGGCAGAAUACUGGUCAGUUUCAGCCAAAACAGGGGAAAAUGUCAAAGAGUUCUUUUCCCGAGUUGCUGCGUUGGCCUUUGAACAGUCCAUGAUGAGGGAGCUGGAGAAAACCACAGGGCACAUGGCUCAAAUUGGGACAGGAAACCUCAUCAGACUGGAACAGAACCUGAUGGAAAUCCCAGAAGGCAAUGUUCAAGAAAGCUCAAGUUGCUGCUGAUUUUCAGCUCUUUCUGCAAAUGCCACACGUCUCUAUAGUCCAGCAUAGAGCAUCUGCAACAACAGAAACUCUAAAAUCAGAAAUAAAAAAUUCUAUUUUUAGAAAUGAGGGAGAAAAAUAUUAUUCAAACUACUUUCUGAGGGUUCUCUUGUUGUUGAAGGCUCACUUGUGCUGGAUGGUAUUGUUAUAUAAACUUCUCUCUGUGUAGUAGAAAUAUGACAUCCUUGUCUCAGUGCAAGAAGACAUUGCCAGCGUCGUGUGCUCACCUGUCUGCCAGAAAAACUUGUAGUCAGAAGUUAUGUAACUUUAUCAUGUUGGGUGUUGAUAAUUCUCUAGAAAUCUUGAUUACUGAAGUUGCAUUCUCAUGGGAGCAGAAUACAAAUGGCAGUUCAGAGAAAAGGGUGCUGAGAGCAGCCUGUCAGAAUCUAAAGGAAGGAGUAUGGGAAAGAAUGGCACAGCCUCUUUAACAGGUCUGGGGUCAAGGGGAAAUGCUUUCAAAUUAAAAGAUGGGACGUUUAGAUUGGAUAAAAGGAAAAAGUUUUCUGCAGUGAGGUA
Molecule: messenger RNA, 2856 nt
Organism: Phasianus colchicus (ring-necked pheasant)
Lineage: Eukaryota; Metazoa; Chordata; Aves; Galliformes; Phasianidae
Gene: RAB36
Product: RAB36, member RAS oncogene family
Molecular function (GO): GTP binding; GTPase activity
Source: RefSeq, a predicted model, not a curated record